Messenger RNA from Lates calcarifer (barramundi perch), 10375 nucleotides. Its product is annotated as receptor tyrosine-protein kinase erbB-4. The record is from RefSeq and is a predicted model, not a curated record. Gene Ontology annotation, molecular function: transmembrane receptor protein tyrosine kinase activity; epidermal growth factor receptor binding; ATP binding. Lineage: Eukaryota; Metazoa; Chordata; Actinopteri; Centropomidae. Gene Ontology annotation, biological process: protein phosphorylation; positive regulation of cell population proliferation; positive regulation of kinase activity. Bases 326 to 4549 code for a protein of 1407 amino acids. Gene Ontology annotation, cellular component: basal plasma membrane; signaling receptor complex. The transcript is spliced from 27 exons.
GCCACCGGCGCUAUGGCAGUGUGAGGAGUAAAUGGCUCAGAGUAUCCGCGGUGGAAACCGACCUAAACAGUGGCCUGGGAACCGAUAAACAAACACAACAAACGCGCGGUGCGUAAAAAGCUCUCCACGGCGCCGGGUCCGGGUGCGCACGGAAACUGUGCCAAUUGUCCAAUAAAGCCAAGAAGACUCCGAGGUUUUUCUCCUCCUUUUUUGGUUGUUUAUUUUUGUGUGUGAGCGCCUGAACAACGAGGAUAUCUUAAUUGGACAUGUGAGUUACGGGAGUUAACAAGACUGAGCAGUCCCCCCCCCCCUUUUUUUCUCAAAGAUGAAGUUUCCAGCUUGCGUCCUCGUCACUUUGGUGGUGAUCCGAUCGAGUGCAGCGCAGUCAGUUUGCCCUGGCACAGAGAACAAGUUGAGCACUCUGUCUGACCUGGACCAGCAGUACCGCACCCUGAAGAAGCUCUUCGAAAACUGCGAAGUUGUCAUGGGCAACUUGGAGAUUACCAGCAUCGAUCGAAACCGCAACCUCUCUUUCCUCAAGUCAAUUAGAGAGGUGACCGGCUAUGUGUUGGUGGCUCUAAACCAGUUCGAAUACCUGCCUCUGGAGAAUCUACGGAUCAUCCGGGGCACCAAACUCUACGAAGGUCGCUACGCCCUGGCCAUCUUCCUCAACUACAGGCGGGAUGGUGCUCACGGCCUGAAGCAGCUGGGCCUGCGCAACCUCACAGAGAUACUGAAUGGAGGUGUGUACGUUGACCAGAACAAAUUCCUGUGCCACGCAGACACCAUCCAUUGGCGUGACAUUAUCAAGAACCCCCAGGCUGAGCUGCUGGUGGUACCGUCCAACAACAGCAACAAUGGAUGCAGACGCUGUCAUCGCUCGUGUAAUGGACGCUGCUGGGGCCCACAGGAAAACCAGUGCCAAACCUUGACAAAGACGGUGUGUGCAGAGCAGUGUGACGGUCGAUGCUUCGGCCCUUACGUCAGCGACUGCUGCCACCGCGAGUGUGCCGGCGGCUGCUCGGGCCCCAAGGACACGGACUGCUUUGCUUGCACCAAUUUUAACGACAGCGGAGCAUGUGUGACCCAGUGCCCUCAGCCGUUUGUGUACAACCCCACAUCUUUUCAGUUAGAGCACAACCCCAGAGCCAAGUACACCUAUGGAGCCUUUUGCGUCAAGAAAUGCCCACAUAAUUUCGUGGUGGACCACAGCUCCUGUGUUAGAGCUUGUCCCAGCAACAAGAUGGAAGUGGAGGAGAACCGCAUCAAGAUGUGCAUCCCCUGUACAGACAUCUGUCCUAAAGUGUGUGAUGGCAUAGGGACGGGCAGCCUGCAGACAGCUCAAACAGUGGACGCCAGCAACAUUGAUAAAUUUGUCAACUGCACCAAGAUCAACGGCAACCUCAUCUUCCUCAUUACUGGCAUUAAAGGGGACAUGUAUCAUGGUAUCGGACCUUUGGACCCCGAGCGCCUUAACGUGUUCCGCACUGUGAAAGAAAUCACAGGUUACCUCAACAUCCAGUCCUGGCCUGAGAACAUGACAGAUCUGAGUGUUUUUUCCAGCCUGGCAACCAUCGGAGGCAGAUCUCUUUACAGUGGAAGUGGCAUUUCUCUGUUGAUCCUGAAGCAGCGUUGGAUCUCCUCCCUCCAGUUCCAGUCGUUGGACGAGAUCAGCGCCGGCAACGUUUACAUCUUCAACAACAGUCGCCUGUGUUUCUACAACACUGUCAACUGGACGUCACUUUUCAGGACAUCGAGCCAGAAAGUCCUCAUCCGCAACAACCGAGAUCCAAAAGAAUGCAUUCAGCAGCGGAUGGUGUGUGACCGGAUGUGUUCAGACGACGGUUGCUGGGGCCCGGGGCCCAACCAGUGUCUUUCCUGUCGAUAUUUCCGACGAGGCCGCACCUGCGUUGAGACCUGCAACCUCUUUGAUGGGGAAGUGCGGGAAUUUGCCAAUGGAUCUGUGUGUCUGGAGUGUGACAGCCAAUGUGAGAAGAUGGAUGGGAACACCAUGACAUGUCUUGGCCAGGGCCCGGACCAAUGUGUAAAAUGUCUUCACUUCAAAGAUGGGCCCAACUGUGUGGAGAAGUGCCCCGACGGGUUGCAGGGAGCCAACAGUUUCAUCUUUAAAUACGCCAAGGCCAACAACGAGUGUCAUCCCUGCCAUGCCAACUGCACCCAGGGGUGCAUCGGGCCAAGACUUCAAGAUUGUGUUGGGAUGAUGGACAGGACACCCCUAAUAGCAGCUGGCAUUAUCGGAGGUCUAUUUAUCAUCGUCAUCCUGGCGCUCAGUGUGGCCGUUUAUGUUCGACGCAAAAGCAUCAAGAAGAAGAGGGCCCUGAGGCGAUUCCUAGAGACAGAGCUGGUGGAGCCCCUGACCCCCAGCGGGACGGCCCCUAACCAGGCUCAGCUGAGAAUCCUGAAAGAGACGGAGCUGAAGAGGGUCAAGAUCCUGGGUUCAGGAGCUUUUGGAACAGUCUACAAGGGCAUCUGGGUCCCAGAAGGUGAGACAGUGAAGAUCCCUGUGGCCAUUAAAAUCCUCAACGAGACCACCGGUCCUAAAGCCAACGUGGAGUUCAUGGACGAGGCCCUGAUCAUGGCCAGCAUGGAACACCCCCACCUAGUGCGUCUGCUGGGCGUCUGCCUGAGCCCCACCAUCCAGCUGGUCACCCAGCUCAUGCCCCACGGCUGCCUCCUCGACUAUGUGCACGAGCACAAGGACAACAUUGGAUCACAGCUGUUGCUCAACUGGUGUGUCCAAAUCGCCAAGGGGAUGAUGUACCUGGAAGAGAGGAGGCUGGUCCACAGGGACCUGGCGGCCCGGAACGUGCUGGUGAAGUCGCCCAAUCACAUCAAGAUCACCGACUUCGGCCUAGCGCGGCUGCUUGACGCCGAUGAGAAAGAGUACAACGCAGACGGGGGCAAGGUUGGUAUGCCCAUUAAAUGGAUGGCUCUGGAAUGCAUUCACUACAGGAAGUUCACCCAUCAGAGUGACGUGUGGAGUUAUGGAGUGACCAUCUGGGAGCUGAUGACAUUCGGAGGCAAGCCGUAUGACGGCAUCCCCACACGAGAAAUCCCAGACAUCCUGGAGAAAGGGGAGCGCUUGCCCCAGCCGCCCAUUUGCACCAUAGACGUCUACAUGGUCAUGGUCAAAUGCUGGAUGAUUGACGCAGACAGCAGACCAAAGUUCAAGGAGCUGGCUGCUGAGUUCUGCAGAAUGGCCCGUGACCCUCAGCGAUACCUGGUCAUUCAGGGAGACGACCGCAUGAAGCUUCCCAGCCCCAAUGACAGCAAGUUCUUCCAGAGCCUCCUGGACGAGGAGGACCUUGAUGACUUGAUGGAUGCAGAGGAAUAUCUGGUGCCUCGAGGUUUCAACAUGGCUCCUCAGGCGUAUACAACCAGGCCUCGAGUUGACUCCAACAGAAACCAGUUCGGCUAUCGAGACGGUGGUCCAAACCCUGCAGAGGGCUCCGUGGCGGGUGCCCAAGCCUGCGUGAACCAGGAGGCAGCGGGUGGCUCGGGACAAGCCCUGGAGGACCAGCGCUGUAACGGGAGCCUGCAUAAAAAGAGCCUGGGCCAGGCCGGGGGAGAGGACAGCGGGGGCCAGAGGUACAGCGCUGACCCCACAAUCUUCCUCGGGGAGAGGACCUCCAGAGGAGAUACUGAUGAGGACGGAUACAUGACCCCUAUGAAGGACAAGAGCUCCUCAGAAUACCUGAAUCCCAUUGAGGAGAACCCAUUUGUCUCACGACGUAAAAACGGUGAGAUCCAUGCCUUGGACAACCCGGGCUACCACAGUACACCCAACAGUCAGCCCAAAGGAGAGGAUGAGUACAUCAACGAGCCCCUCUACCUCAAUACCUUCCACAGCCCCGCUGAGCUGGGCCUGGAAGUCCUGAGGAGAAAUGGUCUGCCCCUUCCCACUCAGCCUCCUUCUUCCAUCUCUGCCACAACCUCAGGCUCCCACCUCCCACUUACUAUCCAGACCAGCCUGCCCCACUACCCCCUCCCAACGGCCCAGCCCUCUCCAUCUGGCAUACCUUGCCACCACGGCCCACCAGCCCACAUCCUCCACGCCCACCACACCGUUAAACCUGCAGGACAACCUGGCAAUCCAGGUGGUGGCUCUGUCACUCAGAGCCAAACAGGAGCUACUGCCCAAUCCCAGGUGUGCCAGUCAGGUGCCCUGUCCACUUCGGCCACCAUUGGGCACGGUAGCCUGCCAGCCUACCAGAUCCACGGAACCACGCACCCCGCCAGCAUGCUGAAGCACGGAGGACAGAUGUCAGGUAAAGCCAGUGGGAAGAAGCUCAAGGUGACCUUUGACAAUCCAGAAUACUGGCAGCACAGCUUGCCUCCCAAAUCAUCUAACCAGGCGGCCCCUGAUGGCGCCCAGGGAGGUUCCACCAAUGCCAAACUCUUCUAUAAGCAGAACGGACACAUACGGCCGGCGGUAGCUGAGAACCCUGAAUACAUGUCAGAGUUUUCCCUGAAAUCUGGCACCGUCUUGCCACCUCCUCCUUACCGACAGCGGAACACUGUGGUCUAGAUUGUUCCACUUGACUAAUGUUCCUCAGUCUGACUCUAACCUCCAACAACCCCGACAUCCUCUCCGGUUCCACUGUCCCACACAGAGGGGAGCGGACACAACCAGAGCUGCCCCCAACUCUUUUCAAAUAGCGUGCCAUCUGCUGUAGACCGUAGCGACAUCAGAAGGAGGUGGACCGAACCGAACCAAGCAGACCCAGCUCAGACUCAUGCCCCUUCAGUAUAUCCAAUCCAGUCCAUUUCUGUUCUGUAGAUAGAGACUGCGCUCCAAGUCACUGAGAAUGUGAAGGUUAUGGUAGUUUUUGGCGAAAUAAUGGACGCAUGACUGUCACAGAGCAGUGGACGUACUGUUUCAUGUUGCCCCAGCAUGGUAGACAACAACAGCGUCAAACAAGAUGGAUUCAAUUAGGGACCUGAACUCACUGCCAGCCACUGCGGUGUCAGAUUCAUAGGAGAAACAAGAUGUAUUAUUCUGAGGAUGAACAAUAUUCUGCUAAGUGUUUCUGAAAUAAGCAAACACAGAGCAAAUAUGCCCUGUUAGAUGACAAGAUGUCUGGUUUUGUGAAUGACCUUGUAGAUUGAGGCGAAGCAGAAACGAGGACACAGACACAUGGAGGACAAAAGACUGAAAGAUUUAGUCAGGGGAAUGACAUUGAGAAACACGAGAGAUGGAGCACUGAAAGCUGAUCAAUCAUAUUCAAUCUUUUUGCCUAUAGGAUUAUACUGUAUGUUCUUGAAUUUUCCAUCAAAUUUGUGAAACUCAUCUCAUCAUUCUACUGUAACUGUGAUACUGUGAUGGCCAAAACUACAGUGAUCUCUGCUUUCAACCAUGGACUUCUAACUUGCCCGAAAACACACAGGGUGACUGCUGUUUUGGUGUUUUUGCCUGAUUGCUGUCUACUUGGAAAAACUGAUCAAAAGCAGCUGUUUCCAAGCCAAAGGGUAUAAGGGAAAAAUACACUGUAAACAUUUUUCUAUACACUGGUUGCAGUGCUUAUAAGAUGGAUUUUUAUGCACUGGUUUUCCGAUUCGGAUCAUGAAGCUAACUUAGAUGAGUUAAGAGUGUCUUGCUGUUAGAGUGGGAGGGUAGUUAGGGAAAUUGCUGUAUCUGCUAAAUAGUGUGAUAAGACCAUCCAUAAAGCAGCUGAACUCAAAAUGGUGAUCAUAGAGUCAGAGGGAGUGAGCAAAAGAGGGAAAGAAAAUCUACAAAGAGGGGAGGGAAAGUUCAAACAAGCCGCCUAAUGAAGACCUCAAGGAAUGAUCAAGACAGCACCAGCAGAGCACAGUAAAAACAGACUACUUUUUGUGUAUGUGUGUCCAUGUGUAUAUCAGUGUGAAUGAGAUGGAAGUGUGUGUGUGUGUGUGUUCUCAUAUAUGCGAGCCAGUUUUGUAGAGACAUCUGUGGAAACAGAGAUGUGGUAGAAGUCAGUGAUGAUGCGGUCAACAGCUAAAAACCUUUAGUACCACCACCAACCAACAGUAGAUUCAAGACUGGCCUGACCUCAAACUAGGCUUCUACUAUACGUCUGCACAUACACUGCAUUUUUAAUGUUACUGGUUUGAAUCAAAAGCUCAUUGGGUCGUCCAACAGUAUCAAAUCUCUGGGAGCUUCUCAUAAUUUUAGAUGGUCUUCAACUGUCUUGUGGUUUUCCAUUGGAUCAGUCAAAGUUCAGAUCGUAAGAAUUUAUAACUGUGCCAAAAUUCAUAUGUUCAGAAAACAGAGUUUGUCUUUACAUGACAUGACAUGACUAUUAUGCUGAAUGGACCUAUAUAUAUCAUAGCCGUGCUGAGUUUUGUGCAGAGAUUCACCACUUCUGAACCCACCCCUCUCUAUGGCAGCAGGCUUAGACAGGGUACUGAUAUAAAUAGGGAGUGGGUCCAGCCUUCAAAAGCAAUUUUUUGCUACUGUAUCUGUGUUUGUAUUUGUUCACAAUUCAUCAGUGGCACCUUGCGCAUCAAGAGCCUGUUGUGAGCCUGACCAUCCUACAGCAAUGAUUCAUUUGGCUCGGUCUAAGAUGGCAGACCUGCACAAUUUAAAACCAUUUCUUUAUUAUAUAACUGUUACAUUAUAUAACUAGGAAAAAUAAAUAUAGAUUGAGACCACAUCUGUGUUCUCAUUAGACAUUUACCCAAACGUUAGUAGUAAUAGUUCUGCCAUUCUAACAGUGUAUUUCCAAGGUAAUAUUAAAUCUUGUGAUCCAGUAUCUGCUUGUAGCAGAUACAUGCACAUGGUUACAGUUAGGGAGAGAUAAUGGUCUUUGUUUAGAGACAUGACAUGUUUACUCUAUUACAUUCUAUCUAAACCCUAUUCUAGCAUUACUCCCAGCCAAAAUUGUUUUGUUUCCGAGAUCUAACCACAUUCAGGAUGCGAAGCUCAGUCUCCAGUGGCUAAGUACUCAUCCUUUUGAGGGUCAUUGGGGGAGCUGGAGCCGGUCCUAGCUAACACUGGGUGAGAGGCGGGUGUCCAGUCUGUCACAGGGCCGAUUUAUAGAAAUAACCAGUCACACUCACAUUUACAUAUACGGGUAGUUUAGAGCCACCAAUUAACCUAAUUGCAUGUCUUUGGACUGUGAGUUGAAAAUGAUCCAGGUAACUGUUAUAUUUCAUGCCACAACAUACAAUAUAACCUAAUUGCGAGGAGACAGGGUUGAACCUUCACCUAAAUGUUAUCAUCUUAGUUGCUUCUCAGUUGUUGUUUUUUUUUCAUAGAAGCUUGUUGCCUGUUAUUGAUAGUAGUUAAUGUGCCAAUUUACAACAUAUUAUAACAAGGUUUAGAAAGUUUUCCGUUCUUUUUUUCAACUGCAACUUUUUUUUUUGCACUUUUCCCAACACUAGAUUUUAGUUAAUGCAAGUAGAAUCUAGUCACUAUUCGACCAUGCUUCAGAUCCAUCUCUUCCUAGCCAAGAGUGAUAUCCUCAAAAGUAUCCCAACUGAGUUCUACUCUUGAGAUCGCCAAUAGAGCACUGAUUGCCCCUUUACUCCCAAGAGAACAGUUCUAACCCUCACUACUGAUGCCUCUGUGGGCAAACUGCCAGUCAGUGCUGCUAAAAGCGCUGGUGUUACAGCCAUUAUUUCUUCCACCAAGCCAUACAGAACACCUGUGGGUGGGAAAACACCGCAAAGCUUGCCAAACUUGGAAGAUCAAGACAAACAUUUUGUACUGUUGGUUUCGCCUCAGAGGUCCUCUCACUAGAAUCACAUCUUAGUUCAAUGAACAUGAACAAAUUCUUGUCUUUCUGGAAUCUAUAGCAAGACUGACAUUUCCCAGCCAUUAUCUGCAGAACAUUAACAUUGCUUCAACAGCUUUUCAUCAUUCUGCCGUGGCAGAGUCCUGUCCUAGCUGUUUUCUUGUGUAGGAUAUUUAUUUUGUGUAUUUUUAUGUCUGUGAAAGUGUUCGUCUGAGUGUAUGCACAUGGCAAAGCUGUAUAUGCUUGUCCUCCCCAUGGAGCACUUUGAUCAAACAAGCGGGUAGAAAGAAAGGAUUUCCACCCAUCGUUACUGAAAUAUUCAACUUGUUUAUCUGGUCGUUUACCACUUAAGAAAGCAAAAAGCUUUUGCAGAAGUCAAAGGAAGGUACGACAGCCAGGAGAUCAUAAACACAACAUGUUUAGGUGAUACUGGCCAGCUUCAAGAAUGUCCUUGUUUCCAUGUUUUUUGUUAGCUUCAAACAGUAUUUAUAAUGCUGCUUUGAUGAUAUCAUGAUUAUUUGAUGAAGGAGUAUUUUGUAGUCCCUUUUGGAGCUCUAAUUCAAUGAAAUAGAGACAGCAUUUAAUAUCAAUGUAAAAUAUUUAUAGUGCGUUUGAGCUUGUUUAUACUGAGCGAUGGCAGCGGCUGCCAGAUUUGGGUUUCAAGAAGGAAAAAAUAGAAAGGACGAUGGUGGUAAAAAGAAAAACACAUGCCUUGGUUUCUCUCUCAUUUGCCCUAAAUUAUACUGCAGACCCAGGCAAAAUGUGUUUGAAUCAAGAAUAGAGUGAAACAUGAUGAGGCGAACGGCCUCACGUGUUCUCGAGAGGACUUAAGAGUAUACAAGACAUUUGGUAACCCUUUGCUUUUAAUCAGCGUUCAUUGUUAGAAAGGCUGAAAAACAUACCCGUACCUGAAGUUUGUCAGAUAUUGUUUUUGUCAUCCAAAAGCCUUGGCUUUUAAAGUUGUUUUCCAUUUGUAGAAACAGUCAUUUUUCCUCUCUACUGACUGAUUCUCAUUUCUUGUUUCAAACAUAUUUUGCCUUGGAGUUGGGCUGUGUUACCUGCUGCUAUUUGUCUCAGCUCUGAACACUCUUGUGGCCCGUGGCGGCUCAAGAGUGCACCAUGGUAACUGUCAUGUUUAAGACUAAACACUUUUUUUGUUAUUUUUACUUUUUACCGUUUCCUCCGAGCCAAGGUGCAGAGGCAUGUAGCCAUGUUGUACUGAAGUGAAUCCUUCAAUGUUUCAUCCUCAGCUACCGUAUAGGCUGCUACAGUCUAAUGUAUAGAAUAAUAUCACCUUGCAUGGUACCCAAAGUGAGUGUUUUACUGCCCUCCACCUUUGUAUCUCUUCAUUGAUGACAAUAUUAUAAUUCAAAUUUUCUGUCCAGAGUGGACAGCGUGGGAGGAAAUAACCUGAUAUUUUUACCGAAUUCAGUAGCACAAACUGGGAAUCCUUAUUUCUCAAAUCUUUCAUGGGAAUUUUUGUGUAUAAUAUCUUAUAUAGUCUUUUUAAUAAUAGGUUUUGGUUUUAAUUUUUCCAUAUUAUCAAGGAUGUUUUUCUUCAAGGAAAAAGAAUCUGUAUGAUUUGUUUUCCACUAACGUGUCGGUUACUGUACAUUCUUUGUCAUUCUAGCUGCAACUUUUAGUUCACAUCUUAAUUGCACAAAUCAUCGCCUGUGAGUGGACGUCGUUCAUUUUCUGUGUUUAAAUUAUCAGAUCAGUAUAAAUGUACAGAAUCUUUGGGGUUUCCUCCAAAAUUUAUCUAACACACUUCAACAACAAAUGUGAAUAGUAUUUUUAUAAAGCACUGAAAUGGCCGACGUGGUGAAUUUGUAAAUAAGGAGGCAAUGCUUUCAAUUUAUAUGGUCUUCUCUCCAACUGCUGUUUUCUCCUGCUUAUAACAACUUGUACAAAAAAAGAGCCGUACAUAUUUGCUUUAUGUAAGUGUACCUUUUGACUAAUGGGGAUUUGAUUUCAAAAGUGCUUGUUGACCCUUUCUCAUGUGAAUCUCUGUUUGGUGGCUUUGUGGCUGUCCUCAUGUAAUGUUUCAGUUUAGGUGGUGACGGUGGGUGGUGGGCAGGGUGGGGCAGAUGGGGUUGGGAGGGGGGGGUUGUUCAAUUCACCUGGUAUCUCUGUUUCGCUUCCCCAUGCCUGCCACAUUUCAUUUGUCACUCAGUAAUGAGAGCACCCCAGAACAAGCCUUUGUUUCCUCUUUAUCUCUUCUAAUUCUCAUAAAAACCGAAACCAGUGCUGCCAACUAACCUAGAUAAACUGUUUGGGAGUCAGUGUUACCUUCUCUGCUUACUUUCUACUGGAAAUAUUACUGAGCCAAGUCUGACCUCCUCCGCCUCUUUCCUGAAAGGCAGAGCACAGCCUUCACAACCUGUUCUCACUUCACUUCUGAUUUGUUUUUUUGCAUGCUUUUAGAGGAGACAUAGUGAAGAGAAGGCGUCAUCAGUGACUCCUCCUCACCUGCGUUAGCUUUCCAUACCUUCCCCCUGUGUCCCCUUAUCUAUAUCUCUGAGUUCUUUGAAACCAUACCCAAAGCUUUAUAUCAUAGAAUACCGUUCCUCAUGUUUGUUACAUGAAUCUGUCAAAAGUAUAUUUUUAAUUUAAUAUAAAUAAAGAUCGAUUCAGUAUAU